UUCUGACACUGUGAAAAUCAAAUGAAGCUCAUGUUUCUGCUCAGCAACACUGUGGACUGCUUGGAGCAAUUGUAAGACAACAGAUGGCGUGUUUUUGGCGUUCAAAGGAGAGAGUUAGCGGGACUGCACCACAACACCUGGCAACUCUGGCGAGUGUUGAGUUGCGAGAGGCCUUACGUACGUACGCACUGUAGAUGCGGCCAGGGUGGUGGAUGGUGGUGGUGUUGCUGGUUGCUUGCUUCACCGUUCCUCACUUGUUGCACCAAACUAGACUCGCAUUUGACCUGCGUUUCCAUGGCACCGUGUGACGCCCCUUGGGAUCGAGGAGCAAACACCCUUCGUGAAAGUCGUAACAAGUUUGUCACAUCAUCUUGAAGUCACUCCGCGAUUCCACAUCAAUGGCAGUGACAUUGCCAAAGCGGGAGAACGUAAUUUAAUCUUCCUUUACGUGCAUACCCAUUACUCUUCACCCAGGAACAAAAAGACAUCGGAGAGCAACCAGGAAGCUGUGAAAUUCGCAGUAAUGUAUGCAUGGCUAGUUGACUGGCUGUGCAGGCCGCUUCCGGAGAGAGGUGUUUACAAGAACAGCAAGGAAGCUUUCCUGGCGCUGGUCGGGUUCUCCGUCGGGCUCGGCAACUUCUGGCGGUUUCCGACCUCGUCUUUCGAGUAUGAAGGAGCCACGUUCCUGAUAGCGUACAUCGUGUGCCUGUUAAGUAUUGGGCUGCCUCUGGUCAUUAUGGAGAUCUCUUUGGGCCAAUACCUUGGGCUUGGACCAGCACACCUGUUUUCACGCAUGUGCCCGGUCUUCUCGGGAGUGGGUUGGGCCAUGGUGCUGCAGCUUCUCAUGAUCACCGUGUAUUACAACAUCAUUCUCAGCUGGACUCUUUUCUACCUUGGAGGAAGCUUUUUGUCGCCCUUGCCUUGGUCCCACUACCGACAUGAGCACGACUCCGGGGCAGAUUCACUGAAAAAGUCGUAUGAAAGUGCCGGCCUUUAUUUUAAUCAAAGUCUUGGCGGCUUACCUGUAGAAAGUGAGAACCCGUACGAACUACACCCUAGGAUGGUGCUGUGCCUGGCCGUGGCGUGGGUGCUCGUGGUUGUGUGUCUAGUGAAGGGAGUUAGACAUACUGGCAAUGUCUUCUACGUAACGGUCUUAUACCCCUACGUGGUGCUGCUGUGUCUCUUCGGAUUGAACUACAAAUAUAUCAAUCUAGAGAAACUGAUCGCGAACCUGACUACUGUGAAUUUCGAGAAGCUUAAGAGCCUGAAGAUCUACAGCGAGGCCGCCUCACAAACCAUCUACUCCCUCGGUGUUGGCCAUGGAAUUGUUAUGGUCGCCUCUCACAACCAGAUUCAGCAAAAUGUCAUCAGGGACUCCAUUCUGCUGUGCCUGAUGGACGUGGUCACAUCUUUUUUCUGCAUGCAAGUUGUAUUCAGCGUCUGGUUGUCCGUCAAGUCCGAGAUCGAAGAAGACAUCAAAGACAUCUCCGGUUUGGUCUUCAAGGUGUUCUCAGCCUUGCUCGCUUACGAAAACACUUCCUUGUGGGCCUUCCUCUUCUUCUCCGUGAUCUUUGCCCUUGGAUUCGAUAGUCAGUUACUUAUGGUGGCGGGAGUGACCACGUCUAUUUUCGACCAAUACCCCCAGCUGCGUCCCUACCACCCUUUCGUCAUCGCCUUCACCUGCUUCGCCUUAUUCCUCCUCGGGCUCACCAUGUGUACAAAGACUGGCAUCAUCAUUUUCAAUAUGAUGAACACCUACACAUUGAGACACUCAAUGUUCUUCCUGACGCUGCUGGAGGUCGUGAUUGCUAGUUAUUUAUAUGGAUAUCGGAAUAUAUUCAAGUUAAUGAAAAAAGAACUCAAGUUGUGGCUUCCGCUGCCUAUUCGUUGGUACCUCACCGCCACCUGGACUGUCAUCACACCUCUCUAUUUGGCAGUCACGUUUGGUUACUUUCUGUACUCCGAAGACUGGAGUGGACCCAAGGAUGUGUAUUUCAUCAUCGGUCAAGUCAUCGCCUUCGGCCCGAUGGUCCUAGUGCCUCUCUUUGCCCUACACGCCGCCUGCACCAAGGAGAAAAACAGUGUUAGUGACCUACUGAGGGCCAGGAAUGAUUUCCACACCUCCAGGUAUCGGGAGGAUGACUUCGUGUGCAGGAGAAUGAACGCGAUUCCUAUGCACAAUUUCGCUUUCUCAUUGGACUCCGAGAACUAUAUCUAGAAGAAAGAGGUGAGCUGAAGAGGUGUGAGGUGAUGCAUUAAGUAAGGAGCGUGUAGUGGUGUGUUUUUAUGAUGUGGAUGUUUGUGUAUGUGGUGAGCUUUGAUUAUUCUUGCCAUACGCAUUUUUCUUAGAGAGGAAUGCACAUCUAAUAGAUCUGAUAAAGUUCUUGUUUCUGUGCAGGUCGUAUAAAUGUUGUUAUUAUUGUUGUGGUUAGAAGUAAUCAGAAUUGUAGCAUUUGUAGUUAUGCUUUGUAUAAAUUUGUAUUUUCCGUGAAGUCCUGUAUGGAUAAUGUAAAUAAUGAUGUUAUUAGUAUUCGUAGUAGUAGUAGUAGUAGUAGUAGUAGUAGUAGUAGUAUCGGUAUCAGCAAUAAAAAGAGGAGGAGCAGCAGCAGCAACAUUAGUGAUGAUGCUCAUAUAAAUUUGUAUUGUGUCGUAUUUUGUACCGAUUAUAUAAAAUGUUUCAUCAUAGUCGUCGUCACCAUCAUCAGCAUUAUCAUGGGCAUUAUCAUCAUCAUCAUCAUCAUUAGUAGUAGUAGUUGUAGUAGUAGUAACAGAAGCAGCAGUGGCAGUACCUGCACUAGAAGUAACGUUCUAUUACACUCAUCAACAACAAAACAUGCAUGAUCAUUAUAACGUCUUAAAGAUAAAAGUAUAAUAUUUGUGAAAAGCAGAAUAGUUUUAUAGUCGUAAAACUAGACUUUCACCCUUGACCUAACCCCUGACCCGCGCACACAGCCAGCGGUACUCAGUGCACGAAGCAACGAAGCAGCCGGUGAGCGUGAUGGGGAAGCGUCAGUCAGUCAGUCAGUAACCAGCAGGGACAGGAUUCUCCAACAUUUAGGCGUUUUAUCUUGACAGCUUUUAAACUUUCGACUAUUACAGAUUCUCAAGUUUCAUGAAAUUUGGUUUAAGUUAAGAGUAUUGAAAAAUUAAGUAUUGAAAGACAAAUAGGACCACUUAGUAUUAAAAGCAAAUAGAGAGACUGAAUAGUUCAAACCUCUUGGUACCUACAGUUUUAUUUCCUACUCAUUAAAAUGAUGCAGGGUGACGCUCAGCGUGUUGUAAAUUACUUUUAUUACCAGUCAGAGUUAACAGGGUGUAGCGAAAGUUAUUAAGAGUUUUCAAGGAUGAUUUCAUGAUUACAAGAAUAGUUUAACUAGGAUUCUACAUCAAUAUAUUUUUUUUAAAUACAUAAAUAAAAAAAAAAUGUUUAACCGUGUGUGUGGCUUUUGAAAAUUAUCCUUAAGAGAGAACAAAGCAUUUCAAAAUACAAGCCAUGGAUAGAUAGAGACAGAUAGACGGCGGCGAUAGCAGUCAGUGUAGUUGACAGAUCUGAGAGAAACACCUCUCCACUCUCAGCCAUUAAAACAUAUUCGAUUCCGUCCAGAAAUGAAGUCAAGGAGUAGCUGGCGUCAGGACCCGAGACUUACCUUCGUUUUCUGUCCUCCAUGUAGCGUACAAACUAUCCUUUACUGUGAUUCUGCGUACUUUUCACCACUCAGCACAGCACUGAGGGCUGGAAAUGCUGCUACGUGGAUGAAUGGAAGAAAUGCGCGUGUAUUAUGUCGCUGAUAGAAAAAAUGUUAACAGCGGGAGGGUGUUGAAAACGCCUUUGCUUUGGUUCAUCAUUUCUUCUUGAUAUAUAUAUAUAUAUAUAUAUAUAUAUAUAUAUAUAUAUAUAUAUAUAUAUAUAUAUAUAUAUAUAUAUAUAUAUAUAUAUAUAUAUAUAUAUAUAUAUAUAUAUAUAUAUAUAUAUAUAAUACUCUCUCUCUCUCUCUCUCUCUCUCUCUCUCUCUCUCUCUCUCUCUCUCUCUCUCUCUCUCUCUCUCUCUCUCUCAUACACGUAUGGCUUUUGUUUUCGUAUUUAUUUUAUGACCCCCAGUUCUAGGUCUUCUCGACGCCCUUAACACACGGCAGAGCACUCGUCCCUGUACUGCCGUGUUCUCCAUCAUGUGUGACCUCAUUAAACUUUGUGGCAUCACUACUUGAGGCAGCUGUACAGAAAAAGCAUGACAUAAUUUAUCGAUACUUUAAUGUAUAUUUUAGUACCCGUAUUCCUGUAGUAGUAGUCGUAUUAGUAGCGUUUGCAGUAUCAAUUGUAUUGUUAGUAGUAUUAGUAAUAGCAGCAGCAGCAGCAGCAGCAUGAAUACUAGUCAUCAGGAAUUUCAUCAUAUUUAUACGUAUAUCCUUUCCAACGUGUCCUGUUUUUUUAUAAGGUUGUUAAAUGUACUAGUGUGUUAUUGUACAAGAGUGACAGAGAGAACCGCUCAGAGUACUGUCAUUUGUGUAUACUUUAUUACUGUUAUUACUAUCAUUAUUUAUUAUUAUUAUUAUUAUUAUUAUUAUUAUUAUUAUUAUUAUUAUUAUUAUUAUUAUUAUUGUUGUUGUUGUUGUUGUUGUUGUUGUUGUUGUUCAUGAUGUUAUUUUGGAACAAAAGAUCAAAACAUGA
Scylla paramamosain (green mud crab) is the source of this 4666-nucleotide messenger RNA. RefSeq names its product sodium- and chloride-dependent GABA transporter 1-like. The record is from RefSeq and is a predicted model, not a curated record. Gene Ontology annotation, cellular component: plasma membrane. Gene Ontology annotation, biological process: sodium ion transmembrane transport. Lineage: Eukaryota; Metazoa; Arthropoda; Malacostraca; Decapoda; Portunidae. The transcript has 13 exons. The coding region runs from base 524 to 2218 and encodes 564 amino acids.